Messenger RNA from Nelumbo nucifera (sacred lotus), 1596 nucleotides. Lineage: Eukaryota; Viridiplantae; Streptophyta; Magnoliopsida; Proteales; Nelumbonaceae. The record is from RefSeq and is a predicted model, not a curated record.
AUGGUGUGGGAUUCUGUUGCUACUACGUACUUUGAUGGCAGUGAUACCUUGCAAGUAUACGAUCUUCGGCGCCGUGUGACCCGCUUGCGCCAGUCUAGAGGGUCCCUUGAAAAGUAUUAUAAUGAUCUCCAAGGUUCGUGGCGAGAAAUUGAUUUUCGCCAUCCAAAUCCGAUGGAGUGUGCGGCGGAUAUUCAACGGUACAAUACUCUUCUUCAAGAAGAGAGAGUGUAUAUCUUCUUGGAUGGCCUUGAUGACAGACUAGACAAGAUUCGGGCAGAUGUACUCCAAAUGCAUCCGUUUCCCACUAUUGAACAAGCAUACGCACAUGUUCGGAGAGAAGCUAUCCGACAGAGGGUCAUGAUCACCGAUAAUAAUAUUGAAACUCCAAGAGCUGUUUUGGCCUCUAGAGGUGUUAAAACUGAGCAACCUACACCCUCCUCAACGGGUUCUCUGCCUUUAAGCAACGAAAAAUCUGGUACGUCCUCUAAAUCUCAAACAUCUUUUGGUGGAACUAAGUGUUCUCAUUGUGGUAACUUAAAGCAUACCCGGGAGGAUUGCUUCAAGCUACAUGGCUAUCCCGACUGGUGGCAUGAACUCCAAGCUCGGAAACGUCAAGACAAGGCCGAAACUAGUGGUAAGGCUGCAACGGUUACAACAGAAUCUCAACUCUCAUUCAUACCACAGGGAGACGUACACCUCUCGGAUUCAGGUAACAAUCUUCCCAACAAAACUAUUGAUAACAAUGCAUGGAUACUUGACUCAGGGGCUAUUGACCACAUGACCUAUGAUGCUAUUGAUUUUUCAAAGACUUCACCACCAAGACGGACUACAAUUGUUAAUGCCAAUGGGGCUAUCUCUCAAGUCACAGGAGCAGGCGCUGUGACCUUGUCACCUGCAAUAUCCUUGAAGAACACCUUGCUUGUUCCCUCGCUCUCCUAUAAAUUACUAUCUGAUAUUCUCACCAAGGAGAUAAUUGGGCGUGAUAUACAACCUCAUGAUUUUCAGUGUAACACUUGCAUCUUAGCUAAGAGUCAUAGAACUAUCUAUCCCUUAAGUAUGAAUAAAAGUAGAGUUCCAUUUGCUUUGAUUUGCUCGGAUGUGUGGGGGCCAUCCCUAGUAACUACAGUGUCUGGAUUUCGCUGGUUUGUAAUCUUUGUUGAUGAUUGCACUCGCAUGACAUGGUUAUAUCUGCUGAAACAUAAAGAUGAAGUGUUGACUGUAUUUCAAUCUUUCCAUAUGAUGGUGAAGACUCAGUUCACAUCACAGAUCCAGGUACUCAGGUCUGAUAAUGGCGGGGAAUACAUGAAUCAACGGUUCCAAGAUUAUUUCCGGAUUCAUGGAUUACUUCAUGAGACUUCAUGCCCACAGACUCCACAGCAAAAUGGCAUUGCUGAGAGGAAGAACCGAUACAUACUCGAAACUGCUCACGCUCUGUUACUUGGAGCACAUGUACCUAACCGACAUUGGGUUGAUGUUGUUGCUACCGCCAUGCACCUCCUUAACCGAAUGCCAUCACGGGUCUUACAGUUUAAAACACCAUUACAAGUUCUUUCAUCACAUGUCUCCUUGCCAUCAGUUUUGAUGAUUCCACCUUGA